Patella vulgata (common limpet) is the source of this 1090-nucleotide messenger RNA. RefSeq names its product low-density lipoprotein receptor-related protein 4-like. The record is from RefSeq and is a predicted model, not a curated record. The coding region runs from base 65 to 1024 and encodes 319 amino acids. The transcript has 7 exons. NCBI's taxonomy places the organism in Eukaryota, Metazoa, Mollusca, Gastropoda, Patellidae. Gene Ontology annotation, molecular function: protein binding.
CUGUAUAGUAUUCCCUAGACAAGAUGAAGGUCCUCUGAUCGCCGUGUUGGGUUUUGAUCGAAAAAUGGAUAUCUUUGAUCCAUCUGAUGGAGCUAAUGCUACUGCUAUUGAACGAAUCAACUUAAUGGGUGGAUGGGGUGGUGCUUCUUGUAGCAUUGACUUUAAUUACAGAGGCAAUAUGAUUUAUUGGGCUGAUUAUUAUGUUAGCAAGGUCUACAGUUUAAAGGCCGAUGGUGGUGAUCAGGAACAGAAGGUUAUACUGGGAGAUGGUUUGGAUUUCCCUGAAGGUCUGGCGUAUGAUUGGAUACAUAAUAAUUUAUACGUCAGUGACUUCAGACAGCAUGAAAUCAUGGUAAUCAACCCAGAAACUGGAGCCAAGAAAACUUUAAUAACUGAUGUCCCUGACGUACGUGACGUGGAAGUCGAUCCAAAAACUGGUUGGUUAUAUUGGAUUUGUGGUUGGGAAGAAACAGCUGUGUUGAUGAAGUCAGCAUUAGACGGACAGAAUCAAGUUGUAAUAUCUUCUGACUUAGACAGACCAAGGAGUUUAUCUUUAGAUUAUGAUGAACAGAAAUUAUAUUGGACUGAACUACCUCCUUUCAACAGUAUUAAAAGUAUUAGUGUCGAUGGAGAAAAUCUGACAACAGUUUAUCAAACAGUCACUGGUCGUCUAUCUACACCACCAAAGUACUUGACUAUAUCGAGGGACUAUAUCUACUGGAACCAAGGUCAUGAAUCCAUAAGACGAGCAGAUAAACAACAGAUAACUGAAAAUACCAGGUACAGGAAACUAGAAGAGCAUGACGCCAAUGGCAAAACGACAAAUCUGUUUAUGGGCAUUCUUGCUAUUGAUCCAAGAAAACAGACAGAAAGCCCAAGUCUGUGUGGAGAUAAUAAUGGUGGAUGUUCCCAUUUCUGUCUACCGACAUUGAUGCAAUCUAUACCGCCAUAUAACUGCGCAUGCCCAGAUGGAAUGAACUUAAUGAAUGACAACUCAACAUGUUCAGAUGAAACACAGAUUUAACCUUAUGAAACGAUAUUUCAGUUUGGUGUAAUAUUCUCGGCUAAAAGAAAACAAAUUUAGCUUUUA